Alternaria ventricosa is the source of this 2007-nucleotide messenger RNA. RefSeq lists its product as uncharacterized. The record is from RefSeq and is a predicted model, not a curated record. Lineage: Eukaryota; Fungi; Ascomycota; Dothideomycetes; Pleosporales; Pleosporaceae. The coding region runs from base 1 to 2007 and encodes 668 amino acids. The transcript has a single exon.
AUGGUGUCCACUCGGCGAGGCACUGCAAACGCAGAGCCGGCCACGGCUGGUAUUGGACGGCCCAGACCGCUCCGACAGGCGAGCGACACCAUACAUAUCGUCGUUCCCAGCAUCAAGAAGGUCGUGAAAGCUCCGGACGAUCGAAGAGUGCCAGACACUCCUCCCAGAAUGGCGCUUUCCGGCAACAUUAGUGAGCAUGAUCUCAGUCUCACAUCCCCGAGUACCGGCGAAUCUCCAGUUGUACUCACCAUCACGACGCCGAAGAAACGACAAGGCUCAACUGAUCCCACCGAUCGAACAGUCUCCUCCGCCCUGCGAAGGCUCGCACCUAAGCCUUUCGCAAACAUGAGCGGCAGCAGCCACAACCCCAUCAUCGUCAACGAGGAUCCAUCCCCUCCACGGCGAGCAACGCGAGCCCCGAAGCGCAGACAGAAACACAAAAAGCUGUCGGAACCGCAUCAGUUCAUUGGCAACGGAUAUAGAGAACUAUACAGCUACGGUGUCUCCAGACCGGCAUUGGCAGCCAUGCCUGCGAACGGUAGCACAUUCACCGGGCACCAGAGCCAUGACAUCUAUCGCAUGAUGAGUGCGAAGAUCACUGCCGCGCCUGAGAUCAGUCCGAACGCAGCAUGGGGCCGACACACGCUCAAUGUACCUUUCGAGGUACAGUAUCCGCUCUCCGCGCCGGUUCUUGCGCAACACGCGCCACAACACCAACCAUCAUAUGCGCAACACUACCAUGUUCAAGUUCCUUCCAACACUUACGUCUUGCCAAUCGUUCCCUCCCAGAACGAGAACUCGCUCCGUAGGAGAGCUGUCCAUCACAUCCAAGAGUACUCACGACCUUCGCCACCGAAGAGAAAGCUCGCCGAUGCUGACCUUGCUGAAACCAGCGAUGAUGAAGCUAGAGAACACCAGCGGCAUGCUCGACCGCAAUCGAGCCGUCCAACUACUCAAACAAAUGCCACACCUACAUCCAGGGUACGCAACGUUGACCAACACAGGAAUCACACGCCAACGGUACAUCGCGACCCAGAUCCCAACCUCCUCGUCAGUCACCUCAUUGAGCACACCUCACUUAUCACAUCCUUACUACAAGUCUAUCCUCACUGUACAGACAAGAAGGGUCUACAAAACGAUAUAUCGAUGAUGGUUCAGAUUCAAAAUCAAUAUAUGAGCGCUUGGAUGAAGACUGAAUCACAGAGCUCGCGCAAGAGAACAAAGAACAACGGUGAUGGUGCUGUCAGUCUGGCGACCCACCCACAGCCCAGCAUAACUCCUGCGAUGAAGGAUCAGAAUGAGAAGGACCAUUCAGUGCGUCAGGCUCUUUCUGCUGAUGCCGACAUGUGGCAAGAUGGUACGGGGCAUGGUGUUGCGGAUGCGUUUGCGGCGGUACCUGCUUCUUCGCCCGUAGCAAAUAGCUCUGAUGAAAAGAUGGUCGCUCCCGAGAGUAUGCUUUCAAGUGCGGCAAAGAAACGCCAGCAUACCCAGAAAAAGAUUAUCGCCAAAGACGCCGUCUUCAAAACCCCACAACAGUCGAUCUCGGAUCCGGGAGCAACGUCGACCAGGCACAAGGGUAUUCUCGUUACACCUAUUCGACAGGAAGCACCACAGACACCUGAACAGUUGUCGACGGGGGCCAAGGACAUCCCCGCGACUAUAAGCUACACGAGUCACCCAUACGCUCCUUCCAAAGACCUGAAAACUCCCACAAAACUGCCUCCCCGCUCUGCCAGCUCUCCAGUCACACCAACCACCAAGGAUGACGCUUCAUCUCAACAUGGCAACGGCAAGCAUUCUUCUUCCCGCAGCAAGCGCAGCGCCCCUAUACGACCUGCCCUCAGCUCUGAGGUCGGCAAACUCCAAGUCCCCGGUAAUGGCGACGCUUCAAGCAGCUUUCACAGUGAAAGCUCGAGCGACUUUGGUACCCGAAGACCGGUCUUUCGCUUUGAACGACGUGUUGUUGAUGAGGGAGGGGAAGUUGAAGCGAAUGAUGUUCCGACAUAA